GGUGUGUCCGAGGGAGCUACAGGUGAGCAUGAGGGAGCUACAAGUAAUGGUCACUGUCGGUAAAGCCUCUUGUAUUCACCUAGUUGUGCUUGCGGGGGUUGAGCUCAACAGAAGGCGUUAUGGCGCUUCCAAGCUACUAGGCCAAGCUAGUCAAGAGGCGCGGCGGGCAGUGUGGCGCGGGCCGGCGUGGGGAGAGGUGCUGCUCAGCGCCCGCCUCAUUGGUUGUACUAAAUUAAGUCACCUGGACAGUCCUGUGCAUGAGGUUACCUGCGCCAGGCUUACAGAUAUGUACGAGGGUGCAUCAGUACAACGGCACUGCAGCUAUGGUUAACCAUAUACAAGAAAUUUGUCUCGUACAACGGCACUGCAGGUAUGGAGAGAAUAAAGUUACUUGCAAAAACUUCUCUCGAAUUGCAGUUGGUCAUUAUGUAGUAGAUACAUAUUCGCACCCAAGUACAAUAAGUGAAGGGAACAAGUCCAAUAAUUUUAAUAGGUACACACUAUUCCUUGAAGCGGUGAUCUUCUAAUAGGUAUAGUCUAAAGUGCUCCAUGUGUUAACCACUUCAGAGUGGUAAACAAAAAACCAGGCCCAUAAUAUGAACAUUUAAUUGUGGUGUAUCAUACGGUUAAUGUUGCGCUAACAAUUUUGGUUACAUUUCAAUCCUC
Messenger RNA from Procambarus clarkii (red swamp crayfish), 666 nucleotides. Lineage: Eukaryota; Metazoa; Arthropoda; Malacostraca; Decapoda; Cambaridae. The record is from RefSeq and is a predicted model, not a curated record.